This is a messenger RNA of Vidua macroura (Pin-tailed whydah), 546 nucleotides long. RefSeq names its product RNA polymerase III subunit G (gene POLR3G). Bases 1 to 546 code for a protein of 181 amino acids. The transcript is spliced from 6 exons. NCBI's taxonomy places the organism in Eukaryota, Metazoa, Chordata, Aves, Passeriformes, Viduidae. The record is from RefSeq and is a predicted model, not a curated record. Gene Ontology annotation, cellular component: RNA polymerase III complex. Gene Ontology annotation, biological process: transcription by RNA polymerase III; cell population proliferation.
AUGGCUGGGUCAGGUAGAGGAAGAGGACAUGCUUCAUUUGCCUUCAACAUGGAGGCUCUUGGCUUUGGUAAAGGUGCAGCUCUACCUCAUGUCAUCUGUAAGCUUCCACCACCAUUUCCGAGUACGAACAACAAGCCAGUGCCUCUGAAAAUAAGAGAAGAUGAAGAUUACAUGUUGGCCUUAAAACAAGAUCUUAGAGAAACUAUGAAAAAAAUGCCAUACUUCUUGACAGUAGGAGAUGAACAUCAAAGGUUUUUGAGAAAUAGUCAGAAGUACCAGGACAAUGCAAAGGAGCAGGAAACACUGACACCAGAUUGGAGAAGACUCCCAAGAGAGAUGAAACCAAAGAAGGCAAACAAAAAAGCUUUUUCCUGCAGAAUUGUAAUCCUUGAAAAGCAGUUGGUAGUGGUAGUUCUUACAGAAAAACAGAUUUUUAUUACACAGUAUCAUUUGUUUUUCAAAGAAAAUGACUACAUUUCUUCCUAUUUUGAAGAUGGAGAUGGCUUUGGUGUUGUCAGUGAUGACAAUAUGGUUGAAGGAACAUAG